Messenger RNA from Nothoprocta perdicaria, 696 nucleotides. It is a transcript of the gene HELT, whose product is annotated as helt bHLH transcription factor. Gene Ontology annotation, biological process: regulation of transcription by RNA polymerase II; regulation of neurogenesis; anterior/posterior pattern specification. NCBI's taxonomy places the organism in Eukaryota, Metazoa, Chordata, Aves, Tinamiformes, Tinamidae. The coding region runs from base 1 to 696 and encodes 231 amino acids. The record is from RefSeq and is a predicted model, not a curated record. The transcript has 4 exons. Gene Ontology annotation, cellular component: nucleus. Gene Ontology annotation, molecular function: protein dimerization activity; DNA-binding transcription factor activity, RNA polymerase II-specific; RNA polymerase II cis-regulatory region sequence-specific DNA binding.
AUGGCCUCCAAGCUGAAGGAGCGCAGAAGGACGCCAGUGUCGCACAAGGUGAUCGAGAAGCGGCGCAGGGACCGCAUCAACCGCUGCCUCACGGAGCUGGGGAAGACGGUGCCCAUGGCGCUGGCCAAGCAGAGCUCGGGGAAGCUGGAGAAGGCGGAGAUCCUGGAGAUGACGGUGCAGUACCUGCGCGCGCUGCACUCGGCCGACUUCCCGCGCGGCCGCGAGAAGGAGCUGCUCUCCGAGUUCGCCAACUACUUCCACUACGGCUACCACGAGUGCAUGAAGAACCUGGUGCACUACCUGACCACGGUGGAGCGCAUGGAAACCAAAGACACCAAGUACGCGCGCAUCCUCGCCUUCCUGCAGUCCAAGGCGCGCUUCGCCACCGAGCCCCUCUUCACCCCGCUGCCCGAGCCGGACUUUGCCUCCUACCCGCUGGCCGAGUGCGCGGCCCACGGCCCGGGCGAGCCCGCGCUGCCGCCGCCCGCCGCGGGGCCCUUCCCCUGGCCCGGCGCGGCGCGCAGCCCCCCGCUGCCCUACGCGCUGCCCCCCGCCGCGCUCGGCGGCAGCGCCGCGCAGCGCGGCGCCUUCCUGCCCUCCGCGCAGGGCCUCGACCGCCACUACCUCGGCCUGCUCGGCCCCCCGCACGCCAGCGCGCUGGGGCUGCCGCCGGGCCAGCCCGGCCCGCUCCUAUAG